UCCUACGUCUCCGAAUCUCAUCCAUUCCAUAUUGACAUUUUCAUCUCAAUUUCAUUCUCGUCUUUCAAUUACAUCCCUGAGGGGAGAGGGAAAAAAAAAAGGAAGUAGAACAAUCAUGAGCACCCCGGUUGUAUUCACCGAAGAAUUCAGCAGCCCCAUCCCGGCGCAUAGGAUGUUCAAGGCGUUGAUCGUCGACGGCGACAGUCUCAUCCCCAAGCUCAUGCCUCAGGCCAUCAAGAGCGUCGAGCUUGUCCACGGCGAUGGAGGCCCCGGGAGCGUCAAGCAGAUGAACUUCGCCGAAGGCAGUCAUCUGAAGUACUUGAAGCACAGAGUCGAUGCACUGGACAAGGAGAAGAUGACGUACGGCUACACGAUGGUGGAGGGAGGCGAAUUGGCCGACAAGAUCGUGUCUAUCUCUUACGAAAUCAAGAUGGAGGUGUCUCCCGAUGGGGGCUGUAAGGGCACGAACGUGAGCAAGUACCACCCAAAACCAGGGGUCGUGAUCAAUGAGGAGGAGAUCAAGGCCGGGAAAGAGAAGGCCAUGGCCGUCUUCAAGGCUGUGGAGGCUUAUCUCUUGGCCAACCCCGAGGCCUAUGCCUAAAAAAUUUUAUUUAUGUCAUUUGUCUAUGUUUGAAGCAAAUUCUGCAUCUCUCUCCUUGGACCGAUUAAGUUUUGCUAAUUAUAAUGGGUCCUCUAUGCUUGGGACACCCUUGAUUGAGAGUGAGUGCUAAUGAUGCUGCUAUUACAAUAAAAAUUCUCCAAUUCUAUUAUCGUA
Molecule: messenger RNA, 775 nt
Organism: Rhodamnia argentea
Lineage: Eukaryota; Viridiplantae; Streptophyta; Magnoliopsida; Myrtales; Myrtaceae
Product: major allergen Pru ar 1-like
Exons: 2
Coding region: 116-601 (161 amino acids)
Biological process (GO): defense response; abscisic acid-activated signaling pathway
Cellular component (GO): nucleus; cytoplasm
Molecular function (GO): abscisic acid binding; signaling receptor activity; protein phosphatase inhibitor activity
Source: RefSeq, a predicted model, not a curated record